AGGUCGUGCAGUAUCGCUGCUACAGAGCACGAGGAUCACUAGUACGCCGUAAACGAACUAUAGUUGUUGUGUAUCAGCCAAAAUGAGGAUUGUUCUCAUAUUAUUCCUUUGUGUGGGGGCUUCCAUCGCCGACGAUAUUGCCUCAGCUGCAGGUCAAAUAUUCAAUAGUAUUCUGCCAAACUUAAUCGGCAAUUCUGUUACCGGACAGCAGGGCAACACCGCUUCAAACACACUCCAGCAAAUCGGAACCGUCGUUGGUGGCGUGGUUGAUUAUGCUAAGAAAAAGAGCUAUGAAGAGAUGCUUAAACAGGUGCAGGACUCGACAACGGAUGAGGACCUUCUCCGCAUCAGCGAGGAAAUGUUCAACGCUGACAUAAACAACGCUUUAAACUAUAUACAAGUGAAUUUGCAAGGCAAAACGAGCCCUAUGUCAAAGAGCGACGAAGCACAGUCUAGUCUUUUAAAUGUCCCGGAGAACGUAUGGAAUGGACCGACAAUCAGGCCGUUCGCGGCACUAUUUGAUAAUUAUCACAAGAACGUGAUAAGGCCAGAGUUCGUAACACCAAAUGAGGAGACUGAACAAGUUACAUACAUUAACACUAUCCUUGCUACUGGUCCAAUGAGAAGUUUGAUGACUUUCCUGGUGAGCAAAGGUCUUAAUCAAAUGAAUGAAUAUCCGGAGCAAGUGGAGUUAUUGAAAAAAAUUUGGUUUACGAAAUAUGCCCGUCAUUGGACAGGACUCUGUAAAUGUAGUUGCGCGUUUGAGAACGUAUUCAUGGCCGAACUGAAAUCCGACCAAGUUUUAGGUCUACACAGCUGGUUAUUCUUUGCGAAGCGAGAAAUGGACCGCAAAGCUAACUACCUGGGCUACAUCGACAAACUGGACUUAGGAGGAAAAGGGCUGAUUCUCAAGCAACACUCGAUCCUUAGUGAGACCAAGGAUGCUCCUGAAAUCACCAUGUUCGUCGGCACAUCCCCUGAACUAGAGACAGCCUUGUAUACCCUAUGCUUUAUGGCUCGUCCGGACCGUCCUUGCAAGUUGCACUACAACAAUGUACCAUUCACCAUCCAAACCAAAACAUUGAAAGCUGAAAAUCUUGUUCUGAUCGACACUGCAUACCCAGUUUUCUAAUUAUAAAGAUAUAUUAUAAAAUAAAGUGGUAGUUAUAUUUUGAAUAGGUUCAAGGAUACCUAUAAUAUAAAUUAGUUUUUUCUUUAAA
Pieris napi is the source of this 1220-nucleotide messenger RNA. RefSeq names its product endoribonuclease CG2145-like. NCBI's taxonomy places the organism in Eukaryota, Metazoa, Arthropoda, Insecta, Lepidoptera, Pieridae. Gene Ontology annotation, molecular function: RNA endonuclease activity. The record is from RefSeq and is a predicted model, not a curated record. The transcript has 6 exons. Bases 83 to 1132 code for a protein of 349 amino acids.